This is a messenger RNA of Pseudozyma flocculosa PF-1, 3516 nucleotides long. RefSeq lists its product as uncharacterized. Gene Ontology annotation, molecular function: ATP binding; ATP hydrolysis activity. The transcript has a single exon. The record is from RefSeq and is a predicted model, not a curated record. Lineage: Eukaryota; Fungi; Basidiomycota; Ustilaginomycetes; Ustilaginales; Ustilaginaceae. Bases 1 to 3516 code for a protein of 1171 amino acids.
AUGGCAAUCCAGCUAGAGAGUAACGGCAUCCUCGACGGGCCCACCACCACCACCACCUCGUCUUUGCACGGCAGCGGCGACGGAGGGGAGACCACAUCGACGCUACUGCGCCAGAUCGACUCCAACCUACCCCUUCACGCGGCGCAGUCGCAGGCGGCAUCGGCAUCGGCGGCGCAAAAGGCGCUCAACUCACUCGCCACGCGGCCCCGGGCAUUCGCACUCGCUCCCACCGAUGAGGACGAUGCACCGCCGCCGGAUUUCGACAUCGACGAGAUGCUCAGAGACGAAGAGGACGAUCGGUUGCGCCGCCAGGCCGAUGACGAUGCGGAACAGGAGUUGCUCGAUCUGAUCCGGGUACAGGACCAAGACGAGCACGAGCACCGUCGACCCCCCCGCCCCGCUCCGCCGAAAUCUGCCGAUACCGGCGCGGCCUCGCACCUCGAAGACCUCCUUGGUAUGACGGCGUCCCCGUCUCGAUCGGAUGGCGGUGCAUCGGCACGACCGCAGACGACCUCUCAGCGUCCGACCGCUUUGUCCGGUGCCAGCGUACAGGAUGCCUCCACCGCCUCGCCGUCCACCCUCUCCGCCCUCGAGCGGAUCCAGGCCGAGAUGGAGACCGAGGCCCGCUUAGUCGACUUGCCAUCCUGCGCACAGGCAGGCCCCAGCAGCAGCAGCAGCGCCAACCUCGACGCUGCUACCGGCACAGCCUCCUCCUCUCGGCGGCCAGCAACCGACGGCGCCGCCAUCCCCAAGUACAUCCCCGCCGGCUUCGCCUACGCCACCUCGUUUGACGGCAAAGAGAUCCGCUUCGAGCGUCGCAAACGCCUCAAGGCCUGGAAGCCCUCGCCCGUCUACUCGGGCACCCGCGUCCAGGACCUCCUCGCCGAACCCAUCUACCGCCUCCGCGACCGCGUCGAGGCGCUAAAGGCCCUCGAGAUUGUCGAACGGCACGAGGCCGCAGAGGCCGCCGCCUCGGCUUCCAAGGUCGGCAGGAGCACCGCCGACGCGAGUGGUGCUGGUGCUGCCGCGGCCGGCGCUACUGCGCGGACCCGCUCCGGCAAGCUGGAUCGGACGAGCCAGAUGUGGGUCGACCGGUACCGCCCCAAGAAGUUUACCGAGCUGCUCGGCGACGAGCGCGUCCACCGCGACGUCCUCGGCUGGCUCAAGGAGUGGGACGAGUGCGUCUUCAAGCGCAAGAACCUGCGCAAGGAGCGCCACCGGCAGUACAUCGAGUCAAAGUACGGCAACGGCGGCGACAGGAGCUCGUCGUCCGGCGUGGGGGCGGCGUCGACCUCGGGUCCGAGUCUGGGCGGCGUGGGCGGCGUGGGGGCGGCAGACGGCAAGCCGGCCUGGAAGGACCCGUACGGCCGGCCCAGCGAGCGCGUGCUGAUGGUGUCUGGACCGCCGGGCCUGGGCAAGACGACGCUGGCGCACGUCAUCGCCCAGCACGCCGGCUACAACGUCUUUGAGCUCAACGCCAGCGACGCACGGACGGCGGGCGCGGUCGAGGACCAGAUCCGCAUGGCGCUCGAGAGCGGCAGCCUCAAGGACCCGCGGCCGACGCUCGUCGUCAUCGACGAGAUCGACGGCGCCACGGGAGGCGGCGGAGGCGGUGGUGGUGGCGCUGGAGGGGCGGGCGGAGGCGGAGCUUCCGGGUCCGGCGAGAGCGCGGGUUUUGUGCGUGCGCUGGUCAAGCUCAUCGAGAAUGGCCGCGGCUCCUCUUCGGCCAAGGGCGGUGCUGCGGGCGGCAGCAGCCGGCGCGGCCACAAGAACGGCAAGCAGGGCCACAAGCCGCUGCUGCGCCCCAUCAUCUGCGUGUGCAACGACGUCUACGCGCCGGCGCUGCGGCCGCUGCGGCCACUGGCCAAGCUGGUGCGGUUCAACAAGGCGCCGACCAACAUCGUGGUGCGGCGGCUGCGCGACAUCUGCGACGCCGAGGGCGUCGAGGCCGACACGCGCGGGCUGUCGCUGCUGUGCGAGCUGACGGGCGGCGACAUCCGGGCGUGCAUCAACGCGCUCGAGUUUGCCAAGACCAAGGACGUCUACCUGACCGAGGCGGCGGUGCGCAACGCGGCCGUCGGCAUCAAGGACACGGGCACCACGGUGCACCGCGUGUGGGAGAUGCUCUUCCGCACGCAGAACCGCAAGGAAAAGAUCAAGUCGAGCACGCGCGGCCAGCAGGCGGCGGCGUCGUCGUCGUCGUCGAUCGCGCCUUGGAACCAGCAGGGCGGUCGGAGCGCCAGCGCGCCCACCGCCGGCGCCGGCACGGGUGCCGGAGCCAAGGGCAAGGUGGCCGGCAACGACGUCGUCAUGGUCGACACGCCGCAGGAAAACGUCAACCGGCUCAUCCACGAGAUUGGGUCGUGCAACGAGUACGACAAGCUGGCGCAGGGCUGCUUUGAGCACUACCCGCUGCUGCGCGCCUCGGACGACGGCUGGCGGCGCUUUCGGCGCGCGCACGAGUGGCUCGACUUUGGUCAGGCCGUGAGCGCCAAGGCGUGGAGCAGCGGCGGGGGCAGUUUUGAGCUGCUGGCCUACCUGCCGUGGAGCUUUGUGCCGUGGCACCUGCUGUUUGCCAAUUCGGUCAACCCGCUGCCCGAGUACCCGCGCGUCGACUACGAGAUGCACCUGCGCGCCACUGCGUUUCGCGAGAUUUCGUCGACGCUGCACGCCUCGUUGCCGCCCUCGCUGCGGUGCCAGUUUAACCGCACCGCGCUGCACCUCGAGCUGGGGCCGACGCUGCUGCCCAUCCUCAAUCCGGAGCUACGGCCCAUCAACAACGCCAUCACCUCGACGUCGGACCGCGCUACGCUGUCGCGGCUCGUCGACAUCAUGCUGUCCCUGGGCCUGGAGCUGGUGCAGGACCGCAGCGAGGCGGAUCCCACCUCGCUCGUGUGGAAACUCGAUCCGCCCCUCGAAGUCUUUAACCUCUUUCAAGGUCGAUCCGACUCGUCCUCGUCCUCGGUGGCGAGGGGCAAGACGAGGUUGGCACUCCGCGCCAUUGUCGCGCGCGAAAUGCAAAAGCAACGGACGAGGCUCAAGCAUCUCGCGGCUGGUGGAUGCCCCGACGAGUCGACAUCGACGACGGCGGCCGGACAGACUACGGCGGGAAAAGCCAUGUCCGUCUACCGCCGCGGCGCCAGUGGCGGAGGAGGGGCAGCAUCGAUCCAGACGACAGGCACGGCCGCCGCCGGUCUGGCGAGCGGUGGCAAAGUGGCCAAAGACUUUUUCGGUCGUGUCAUACUCCCCAAGCCCUCCGUCGUCGCUCCUCCCGCUGCAGCAGUCGAGAUCCCAGAAGGUAUGCGAAGAGGCGCAGCGACGACGACGACGAUGACGGCAAGGAGGACCAGGCAAGCCGCCGACGAGGACGAGGACGAGGACGGGGACGCGUCGUCGUCGAACAAGAAGCUCAGGCUGGACGCAUCGUCGUCAACGGGCAUCAAGGUGUUUUACCGCUACCACGAGGGCUUUUCCAAUGCCGUUCGUCGACCCGUCAAGAUGUCGUUCCUCCUCUAG